CGGCGGGGGCCCGGAGCUGGAGCGUGUCUGGGUCUGGGUGCUCGGGGCGCGCGUGCGCGAGCGGUGCAGCAGCGGCCGCGGGAGGAGGGAGCUCAAGUAUUAUGGGCUGUGGGCGCUGUUGAACAAGAUGGAGCUGUCUGCAGUGGGAGAGCGGGUGUUUGCGGCCGAAUCCAUCAUCAAGCGGCGGAUCCGAAAGGGACGCAUCGAGUACCUGGUGAAAUGGAAAGGAUGGGCGAUCAAGUACAGCACUUGGGAACCCGAGGAAAACAUCCUGGACUCUAGGCUGAUCGCCGCUUUCGAGCAGAAGGAGAGGGAGCGGGAGCUAUAUGGGCCGAAGAAGAGGGGACCCAAGCCGAAAACUUUCCUGCUGAAGGCCCGCGCCCAGGCUGAGGCCCUGCGCAUCGGCGAUGUCCACUUCUCGGUCAAGCCCGGCUCCAGUUCGACCUCCCCGAAGCUGCACUCCAGCGCCGCCGUGCAUCGUCUCAAGAAGGACAUCCGUCGCUGUCACCGCAUGUCCCGGCGCCCUCUGCCCCGGCCGGACCCGCAGAGCAGCGGAGGGCCGGGCGCCGGCCCGGGCAUGCGGCCGCCCAUCUCGCCCUUCUCCGAGACCGUGCGGAUUAUCAACCGCAAGGUGAAGCCCAGGGAGCCCAAGAGAAGCCGCAUCAUCCUCAAUCUGAAGGUCAUCGACAAGGGCGCCAAGGGCGCUGCGGGCGGCGCCGGCGGCGGGGCCCUGGCUCGCCCCAAGAUCCCCUCCCGCAACCGGGUCAUCGGUAAGAGCAAGAAGUUUAGCGAGAGCAUCCUGCGCACGCAGAUCCGCCACGUGAAGUUUGGGGCCUUCUCCAUCUACAACAAGCCCUCGCCGAGCCCGACACCACCCCCUGCGCCGGCCGGCAAGCCCGAGCCCGGGGCCUCCCAGGGCCCCGCCCCGCCUCCCCGGGGGCUCGUCCUGGCCACGGCCCCCUACGACAUCCGCAGCUCCAGCUCCUCAGGAUGCCCCUCCCCGACCCCGCACUCGUCCUCCGACCCCGACGACUCGCCCCCCAAGCUCCUCCCGGAGACCCUCAGCCCGGCGGUCCCCGACUGGCGCGAGGCGGAGGUCCUUGACCUGUCCAUCCCGCCUGAGUCUGCAGCCACCAGCAAGCGGUCACCCCCGGGAGGGGGCGAUGGGGGCCAGACGCCCCCAUCGUCCUCGCCCCCGCGCUCCUCUUCCGACCCCGAGCAGGAGGCUGGGGACUGGCGUCCCGAGAUGUCUCCCUGCUCCAACGUGGUGGUCACAGAUGUCACCAGCAACCUCCUGACCGUCACCAUCAAGGAAUUCUGCAACCCUGAGGAUUUUGAGAAGGUGGCACAGGGGGCUGUGGGGGGGGGUGGGGGAAACAGCGGGGGGAGCAAAUGAAGGGAGCUGGUGGUCUCCAGCCAGAGGGGAGGGUUGACUUGGGCAUGGGUUGGGGAUCCUCUCGUGCCCACAUUCACUAGCGUUUUGACCUCUGCUCCCCCUGCACCCAUGCACACACCCCCGCCUGUCCUUUGCUGAUUUUAUUUGGCUCACAGGCACCCCACUUCUCUCUGACCCACCCCCCAGCCCUAGGAGGGGACUGGAAGGAUGGGGCAGGGCGUGCCUGAGAUGCACUAUGGCUGCCUUAGCUGUGGGUGGGUGGUGGGGUACAGGACAGACAGAGUCUUGUCUGUGGGGAGGAAGGGACAGAUCUGUGCUGGUUUGUCAUGAAUGAGCCCAGGGCUCCAUGCUGUAGUGGUUCCUUGCUCUGGCCUUCCACCAGCCCUCUCUGACACACGCCUGGGUCCCACCCUGUCCAGGGCUGCUGCCUCCGACACCUCCUCACCUGCCCUGGCGGCAUCGGGAGCCCAGGAAGCAAAGGCAGCGUCUGGCCACGUCCUCCUUGGGUUCUGGCUCGUGCUCUCUCUCCUGCCCUUCCCCCACCACUAGGACCUGGGUACCCAGUGCUCACAUCUAUUCACUCUCGGUGCUAAAUUGGCAGCUGACAGGGUGCUUUUGAAACCUCUCCUCUCUUCUCCUUCCCCCAGGUGCUAACUCCGUCCUCACCACCCUCCACUCCUAGACUUGGGAAUGGGGGGAGGGUGUCCCACCUCCCAUUGCUGUGGGUAGAUAUGGAGGCUGUGGUUGUCUCUAUGCCCAGCAUCUGUGAUCGGAGGCUCCAGGGUUCGAGGCUCUGAUUGGUAGCAUGGUCCCCAGCCUGAGCAGCUGCAGUGGGCCCUCUGUGGCAGGGACACCCCCUCAGCCCGCCGUCCACACCCAGACUGGGGACCAGGCAGCUCCCUCGGUGGCCAGCCCUCUCUUUAUAUCCUGCUAGCCUUCCUCCUUCCUAAUUCCUCUUUGGGGGAGAUGGGCUGAGAGAGUCCCCCUCCCCUCCCCUCCAAAGACACCCAGGAUCUGAAGUGGGCCCCUAGAGUUCACCAACCAAAGGUGCUAGCAGAGCCUUCUGGGGACACUGGCCUUCCUGUGUGUGUCGGUCGCAUCUUGGUGUGUAUGUGCCUGUGUGUAUGUGUGCACUGUGGGGUGUAGCCCCAGCCUUCUCCACUGCUGCCCAGUCACCUUGUAUUGGAGCUUCAGUCUCUGUGUGUAGAAGGCUUGCUCUUCAGUCUACUUUACCUUCAUUGGCUGUGGGAGUAAUUAUGGAGUGGUACUGCCCAUAGCAAAUCUUCCAGCAUCCCCUGGGGAUUGUCGGCCUUCUCAUCGGAUCCUCCUGCAUGCUUGGCAGCCUGUUGGGACCAUCGUGGUCUUUUCCUUGUUCUCUCUGGCCCUGAGACCCAGAGAGCUGGCCACAGAGCUCAGCCUCCUUCCAGGAGGACAGAGAACCCAAAUCUUCUCCACUUUCCCUCGAGGAUCCUAAUCUUUCCUACUCUCCACAGGCAGGAGCAGACCCUCAGGCCUUCCUCCUCUUUCAAGUGGCUUAUCUUAGGGGGGGAAGAGGGGCUUCCAGAAAGAGGGAGCCGGCAAAGGGGGGCUCAUGUUUUCUCCAGUUAAUAUACUGUGCUUGGUUAGAGGGUAAUUGUUUGGGGGAGUAGAUGCGUCUUGUCCAAGAUGGUUGUUUGAUUCUAGUUUGAGGUGUGUGUGUGUGUGUGUGUGUGUGUGUGUGUGUGUGUACAUGUAUAUGUGUAUACAUGUGUGGGUAGGGAUAGAAUGACUCCAGAAAAUAGAAAGGGAAGCAGAGAAAUGGAAAGAGAACCCCAUCUGUCCCCUCCUUCAGGGCCAUCCAGGUAGUGCCCACUGGCCCUCCUCAGGACUCGUUAGAAGUAAGGGCCGCUGGCCUGGGAGGGUCUGGGAACGGCGGCCCUUGGGGCAUGGGACACAUGGGCCCGUCCUUUCCUUCCCCUGGUGAAAAAGACCAGAACCCUCCUUGGCUGGUUGGCUGUCCAAGUGCCGGUCGGCUAUCCCUCUUGGAAGAGCUGGCCUCCCUCCCCACCCCUCUGAUCAAAGUUCACCUGGGCGCCCAAAUCUGGCAGUUUCCCAGGGACCCUAGAAACGUGUUUUCUGAGAGUCUGUCAUUUGUGAAAUUUUUUUCUUUCUUUCUUAAAAAAGGGUGGGGUGGGGGGGAAAGUCAUGUUUUCAAAGGUGAUUUUAUGAUGGGAGAGUGAAAGAACUAGUUUUACAAGAAAAGAGAAAAAAGACAGAAAAAAUAUUGUGGAAUUCCUACAGGGAGGGGGAAGAAAGAAAUAUUUAAAAAAUAAUACUAAUAAUUGUGAUUGCACAGCUGUGGUGGGGCCAUGUGGAGGGAAAAGUUGUUGAUCUCUGGAGCAGGUGGGGAACCCAUCAGGGGUCCUCCUGCUCUCCUGUUCUCCCAGCUCAACUAGAGGUUAGAGUGGAACCCUAAGAGGUCCACAAAGUAUCCCCCUCCAGAACCUAGGGGAAGAGAAAGGGCCAAAGUGAGACAGCUCAGUGUCCCACCAUGUUUACCCAUGACAGGAUAUGGUCCCCAGGUCUUCCUUUCUACUUCUUCCUCUGAAGGUAGGACAUGGGUGAAUAGGGUGUAUGGUGCUGAGUGGGGCUGGCUUGGGAAUGGGUGAAGAGGAGAUGGCUAGACCUGGCCAUGCCCCAGAGGGUAGAGAAGGGCUCUAGGGAGCAGAAACAGGAGGCCCAGGGCAUGGGGAUUGGGGUGGGAGUGGCAUCUUUGCAGCCCCCUGUGGAGCAAGGUCCCUUUGCUUCAGGGGAGAGAGACUCCCCCCACCUGCGGAGGACCAUGGUGGAGGAGUCCCAGGGAGAAGGAGAGGCUUUAACUGACGGCAGUUCCUCCCUGCCCCCCCCUUAAUAGGGAGAUACCCACCCAAACCCUCGAGGCCCAGGAGCAGAGCCUUUCUAGCGCCCCUGGGGGGACUGAGUACCUCCUCUCUGAGCUGGGGGUGCCCCUCCCCAAGGCCUCAGCUGCUUUCCCCUUUGCCCCAUAACCAGGCAGAAGCUGCAGUCCACUUCUCUUUAUUUUUGUAUGCCAACUCCCCCAAACCCUGUUUUCCCAAGCCUGAUUUCGUCAUGAGAGCCUUUUGGGUUCCCCCACUGUCCCCACUUGUCAUAGAUACCAAGGUCUGGUCUCCUGUGUGAGACUGUUCCCGUCUAAACUGUGUGGCCCCUCACCAGCCCCCAGAUCGCCUUCUCUUUACCCCAUCUGUGAGUGAGGUCGGGGGACGUGGGUUUUUCAGAAGCAGUAACUGGGAGGCAGCAGCUGGGACGCCCAGGGCGGGGCAGAGGAAGGGGGUGUCACUGGGCCACCCCUGCUGGGCACUGGUGCCUGCUUCCGAGGGCCGUCCAGCAGCCCCAGCAUGCAGCAGCAGCCACUGGGCCGGGGGAGCUUCGGCGGCUCUAUUCUUACUGUUCUUUAUAGCGCUUUACAAUUUUCAAAGCACUUUCCCCAUCUGUUGUCUCAGUCUUGGGGAGGAAGGUAUUGUUACUACUAUUUUAAAAUUGACAGGCAGCCUGGUGUAGCAGAUAAAGAGGCUGCCUCGGAGUCAGGAAGACCUGGGUUCCAGUCCCAACUCUGGCACACCCUGGCUGUGUGACCCUGGGCAAGUCACCUACCCCUCUGGGCCGAAGACUCGCCAUUCUGUGCUGGUUUCCUCAGCCGCACCCCUGCAUCAAUGAAAUCAAGAUCCAGUCCCCCCAAAAAUGUUUUUUUUAAGAUGAGGGAGACUGCCUCAGAGAUAGAAAGCACCUUACCCAGGAUGACACAGUAAACAGCAGAAUCGGGAUCUGAACCCAUGUCUUCUGACUCCCAAGUCGGGGACCCUUUGCCCUACCUUGUGCUGCUCUUUGAGGUGGGGGGGGCAGGAAGUCUGGGCAAGGGAGGAGAUGGAGGGGAAGGCCCAGGCUCUCAGAGUGGGCUUUGAGAGUAGACCCUCUUAUUCCCCCUCCUCCCAUGGGCCCUGGAGGCUCGCCAGUCAUCCCUCUGGGCCCAGCAAUGGACCUGGGCUAUUCUCUCCCCAAAGAGGAAGGCCAGAGGCGGUGAUACAGAGAGCAGGUCUCUGAGGCUGCCUUCAUUUACCCUCUUAUCUGGCCCCUCAAAGGUGGCUGCUAGGAAGAGAUGGAUGAAGGAAGUGGUGGGAUCUGCUCUUUCUCAAAGGUUCUGGGGGAUCUGUCCGGUUUGAUUGUGGCCGGGGGGGGGGCGGGGUGCCUCUCCCCACUUCCUUAUAGUAGCAGGGGUCAGGCUCAAGGCCUGUGCCUGUCCUCUUCCAGCCCCACCCCAUCCCCCAACCCCUUCCGCCAUUUUGCACUUCUUGCCUUGCAGAGACCAGACUGGUCUGAUUCCACCCCGCGUUAUUCCCAGUUCUCAUGCACUGGCCCAAGGUCGCCUCCCCGGGGCUCUUGGAGACCCACUCUGUGCCCCAAGCCCCCACCUUGGGAGAAACCUUGCAAAAGAAGGAAGUUUUCCACCUGGAUUUCUGAUGAAAAGCCUCCCUCUCCGUCGUCCUCCUGAAGCUUGGUACUAAGGAAAAGCUGAGGGUUCCCGACACCCCCUUUACGGAUUGUUCCUGGGGGAGGGGUGGGCAGGGAGAGGGCAGGCCCAUGCCUUCCCGUGUGCCAAGUGAGCUUCGGGGGGCCGAGGGAUUCCCUUUGCUGGACGGCUGAGGUGGAGACUUUGUUUUCAAUUUUAAAAGCUGAAACAAAACACAACAGAAAGAACCCUUAAAAGGAAUAAUGUAUCUUAUAAUUUUUUUUAGAUUUUUAAAGAAAAACGCAUUUAAUGAAAAGCAUCGUGCACGAAUGAAUUCUAUAUAUAAAUAUAUACACAUACAUAUCUCUCUAUAUUUUGGGAGGGGGUCCUGUCAUCUUCUCAUUUCCAGAAUGGAGUGUGUGGGCUCGGUUUCCCGUGUUCGCUGUUUGGAUAUCCAGCUCCGGCUGGCUGAACUCGGGGGGGCCCCCCCAGGGGCGGGGCCGGGGGAGGAGGAGGAGCCCCUGCGCACGCCUGGCCCGCCUCCCUGCCUUCGUCUGCUUUGCACCUCAGCCUCCACGCCCUCCCUUCCUCAGCUGAUGUCUCGGGUGGAAAAGCUGGCUGGUCUCGGGCUUUGGGACCUUUUUGGUUCUGUUGGGUUUUUCCUGGUUGUUUUGUGCUGAUUACUCUUGUAUUGUACGUUUUGUUUCUCCUGCUGCUCUUCCGUAUUGUAUCAAUGCCAGGAAUGGGGAGUUAAAAGCCUAUUUUGCCCCCCAAUAAAUUGUUACAUUCCAAAGCUGCA
Messenger RNA from Phascolarctos cinereus (koala), 6699 nucleotides. RefSeq names its product chromobox 6 (gene CBX6). NCBI's taxonomy places the organism in Eukaryota, Metazoa, Chordata, Mammalia, Diprotodontia, Phascolarctidae. Gene Ontology annotation, biological process: negative regulation of transcription by RNA polymerase II. Gene Ontology annotation, cellular component: PRC1 complex; chromatin. Gene Ontology annotation, molecular function: chromatin binding. The record is from RefSeq and is a predicted model, not a curated record.